GACAGCAUCUCAUCACUGCCAUCGCGGAACAGAUGUUUGGAUUCAAGACAACUUCAUGGGAGCUGGGCCGUCAGCGAAGUGUCAUUGAGCUGGACACCCCCUCCAUGACAGUAGAGCAAAUAGAGGCCCUGGAGAGGAGUGUGAAUGAGAAAAUCCGGGAGAGAGUACCCGUGUUGGUGAGGGAACUGGCUGCAGAUGACCCUGAAAUUGAAACAGUGAGAAGCCGUGGUUUGCCAGAUGACCAUGUGGGGCCAGUGCGAGUUGUUGACAUCGAAGGCAUAGACUCCAACAUGUGCUGUGGGACUCAUGUCUCCAACCUGAGUGACUUGCAGGUUAUUAAACUCCUUGGCACAGAAAAAGGGAAAAAGAACAAAACCAACUUGGUUUUCCUGGCAGGGAACAGAGUGCUGAAGUCAAUCGAGCAAAGUCACAGUACUGAGAAGGCUCUAACCUCACUGCUCAAAAAUGGACCGGGUGAGCACAUAGAGGCAGUGAAAAGACUGCAGAGUUCUGUGAAAGUGCUUCAGAAGAAUAACUUGAACCUGCUUAGAGACAUUGCUGUUUUGAUAGCCCGGGACUUCAAGAGCAAACCUGCUCAAAGUCAGCUGUUUGUGUUACACAGGAAAGAGGGUGACUCUGAAUUUAUGAAUAUCAUCGCUAAUGAGAUUGGGACAGAGGAAACCCUGCUGUUCCUCACUGUGGGAGAUGAAAAAGAAGCAGGACUCUUCCUUCUAGCUGGACCUGUUGAAGCAGUUGAGAGUUUAGGUCCCAGGGUGGCAGAGCUGCUGGGAGGCAAAGGAGCUGGGAAGCGAGGCCGCUUUCAGGGCAAGGCAACCAAGAUGAGUCGGCGAGGAGAAGUGCAAGCUCUGCUCCAGGAAUUCAUCAGCCAUCAAAGCCCUGAAGUGUAAGAAACAGUUCUCAAAGUAGGGCUGUCUUCCCUGCUUUGCAUAAGCUCCACCAACUUCUCUCCCAGACAAUAAAGACAUAAAAA
Fulmarus glacialis (Northern fulmar) is the source of this 991-nucleotide messenger RNA. It is a transcript of the gene AARSD1, whose product is annotated as alanyl-tRNA synthetase domain containing 1. The annotation marks the transcript as partial. Gene Ontology annotation, biological process: regulation of translational fidelity; tRNA aminoacylation. Gene Ontology annotation, molecular function: aminoacyl-tRNA ligase activity; Ser-tRNA(Ala) deacylase activity; ATP binding. The record is from RefSeq and is a predicted model, not a curated record. NCBI's taxonomy places the organism in Eukaryota, Metazoa, Chordata, Aves, Procellariiformes, Procellariidae. The transcript is spliced from 9 exons.